This is a messenger RNA of Amyelois transitella, 1050 nucleotides long. It is a transcript of the gene CNPYb, whose product is annotated as protein canopy 4. Bases 124 to 771 code for a protein of 215 amino acids. Gene Ontology annotation, cellular component: endomembrane system. Gene Ontology annotation, molecular function: signaling receptor binding. The record is from RefSeq and is a predicted model, not a curated record. Lineage: Eukaryota; Metazoa; Arthropoda; Insecta; Lepidoptera; Pyralidae. The transcript has a single exon.
CAAAGUCAAAUCGACAUUCAUUGAUGAAGUAUCUUUACAAUUGACUGGUUUGUGUUCAGAUUUCAGAACUCAGAAUUAUUUUGUUUUUGGAAAACAGAAGUCCACUUAUUUCUAUUCGAUAUCAUGUUUAUAUACUUAUUUAUUUUACUGUUGUGCACUACAAGUACUCUUUGUAAUCAUGAUGUCGAUAUCAGAUCGGAAGAAGAUGUUGGAGUGAAGUACGCUAAUAGAUGCGAAGUUUGCAAAAUUCUGGCCACUGAACUACAAGACAGGCUCGAAGAAACCGGCAAAGUGCACGAUGUUAUUGAAGUAGGAUACUCACUCGAUGAUAUCCAACCUAAAAAGAAAACCAGUUACCAAAAAUCUGAACUAAGACUUAUCGAAUCACUAGAAGGAGUAUGUGAAAAAAUCUUACAAUACAACAUACAUAAAGAAAGACAAGACAGCACGAGAUUUGCCAAAGGAAUGAGCCAGACUUUUAAAACCUUGCAUGGGUUGGUAGAUAAAGGUGUCAAGGUGGAUUUAGGCAUUCCAUAUGAACUGUGGGAUAAGCCUUCAGCAGAAGUAACUCACAUGAAGACACAAUGUGAGAGCUUGCUGGAAGAAAAUGAAGAGGCUGUGGAGGACUGGUAUUGGAAUUUCCAAGGUGAAGUGGACUUAAAGCAUCAUCUUUGUACAAAACAUGCUUUACAAGGCACAGAUGACUCAUGUUUGUAUGAAGAUCUUCAACCUAAGGGGGAAAAAGGCCAACCUGACAAAACAGAGCUCUGACGUGAAUAUUAGAUUUAUCUAGUGUAUAUUAUGAACAAAUUUUAAAUGUAAAACCUCAGUGAGAUAGUUGUUAUAAUAGUCAUCCUUAAUAAGUACACAAAAUCCUGUUCAACAAAAGUGGAGAUAAAACUGAUGUGAGGUGUUCUCUGGGUUUUAAUGAUAAUGACUGAGGCUGAACUACUGACAUGCUAUGAAAAAGAUACUGCAAGUGUCAUACUGAGGACCUAAUCUGCAUUUGAAUGUAUAAAAGGCUAAAUUAAAAAGACCACCAUAACCAUG